UCAAAAUGGUAGACAGAGCCAGACGAGCAUUGGUUGUUACACUGACAGCUUUGAUUGUGUUGGUUUUAAUGUCCUACAGUAGUUUCGGUCUCAGUUACAAUGUUGCAGAAAGAUUUCUUGCUCAGAUGGAUGAAUAUAAAGUAGAUUCAUUUUGUCCCUGUAAACCUAGAAUAGCGCGAUCUUUGAAAUAUCUGAAUGGGUCACUGAAACCUGAAGAUAUUAAUUUUGAAAAGAUAGCUGAUGGUGAAUACGUUGGAAAAUCUACAUGUAACCAGUACACUACAGCUCUUGGUGCUGGUCAACAAGUGUUAUCUUACUCCUUCUACACCCCACCUACAUCUAAACAGGGUAAACCUCUAGAACCAGAGGCUUCAAUAUUACGUUAUAGUCAACUUAUGUCUAACAUAAUUCAACAUGCAAAGCUGUACUAUCCCCGCUGGAGAAUUCGUUUGUAUCACAAUGUGACGGACCAAGAAAAGGAGGUUAAAAAAGAACUGUGUGAUCUUUAUUGUCAAAAUAUGGAGUUAGAUCUUUGUGAUGUCACUAAUUUGCACAGUUUGGGGAAUUUAAAUGUUCUGUUUCCUGUCGGACGCUUUUGGAGAUUUCAGGCUGUCGGCGACCCUACAGUCAAAAUAUUUGCAUCCAGAGAUAUUGAUAGCUAUAUACAGGAUAGAGAAGCUUUUGCUGUACAGGACUGGUUGACCUCUAAAGAACAAUUUCAUGUAAUGCGGGAUGCUCCAUUUCACAAAGCUGCAAUUCUGGCAGGAUUAUGGGGAAGUAAGAACUAUCUAAACAUGACUCAGGCAAUCAAUGUGAAAAGAGCUUUGUUCAGUGUAGCUCCAUCAUUAAAAAAAGAUGCAGAUCAGGUUUCUCUUCGAAAUAAUGUUUGGCCCUUAAUAAGUAACAACACUGUUAUUCAUGAUAGCUACGGUUGUUUGUCAGGAUAUAUGGGACCAGGCUGGCAUCCCUGGCCAGCUAGACGAAUAGGGUUUGCAUAUGUUGGAUACGGACCAACAAAGGAUGUGCAUAUGAAGAAAGUAGCUAAUCUGGAAUGUCCACUUGCAUGCAGACCUCAAGAACACGAGGAUUGGACUUACUGCUAGUGUUAGGGCUAUAAUGUGCUACUAUGUACUACUAUGUACUACUAUGUACUACUAUUUACUACUAGACUAUUUACUACUAUGUACUACUAUGUACUACUAUGUUCUACUAUGUUCUACUAUGUUCUACUAUGUACCAUGUGAAUCUUAGAAAAAUGCUGUGAACAGAUUAAUUAUUAAUUAACCUGCUUCAUGUAAACAUCGUUUAGGAAAUCAUCAGUUUUAGACCUGAUUACAAAAAUUCGAAACCAUUGUUACUGCAUGUACGUACAGUGUACACUGUACAGUAUACAGUACACUACGGCACUAGGGUUUCCACCAAAAAAGGAAAAUCGUUUCGCGACAAAAAAGUUUUCGCCAAAAAUUUCGUAUUUUUUGCAUUUCGUUUGCUCGCGAAAAAUGCGAAAAUUUUCGCUUUAUUCCAGAAAUUAUUCUAAUAUAUAGCUAUUUAAGCAAUAAUAUUCUUAUGUAUAGCUUGUUAAACGAUUACAUUCUAAUGUAUAGCUAGUUAAUCAAUAAUAUUCUAAUGUACAGUUAGCUAAUCAAUAAUAUAUUGUCAAUAUAAUGAUUUUUUUUAUGAAAUAAUUAGAAGUGGA
Molecule: messenger RNA, 1696 nt
Organism: Eurytemora carolleeae
Lineage: Eukaryota; Metazoa; Arthropoda; Copepoda; Calanoida; Temoridae
Exons: 18
Coding region: 6-1103 (365 amino acids)
Source: RefSeq, a predicted model, not a curated record